Molecule: messenger RNA, 673 nt
Organism: Bombus pyrosoma
Lineage: Eukaryota; Metazoa; Arthropoda; Insecta; Hymenoptera; Apidae
Exons: 2
Coding region: 93-434 (113 amino acids)
Source: RefSeq, a predicted model, not a curated record
GCAGUUUUGGUGUUCCCGCCAUCGUACGUGAGAGAACGUGGAUUUUGGUGAUCGCUGAUGUCUUGACUUCUCAUACUCCUUCUCCGUUGCUGAUGGGAGCAUUCAAAGUUAUGUUGGUUAUGGACAUGGAAGUACCUGCAUUUGUCCAACCUGUACAAGUAUGUAUUAUUUUAUUUAUUUUAACUUCGUCCUCUUUCCUAUGGUGUUUCGUCCGUUUGUCUGCCUGGUCUUGUAUGUAUUGUUUUAGCGUAAGAGGAGGAGAGAUUCCCAAAAAUGUGUGGAUGGCUCGUGAAGACGAUACAGAUGAAUGUGCGAAGGCUCACUUCCCUGAGGAGACUUCUGCCGGAGCCCUGGAUAUUCUCCUGUGUCACUGCUCUUGUGGUCAGAGCGAUCUUCUCUGCUGUAUGCUCCCAGUACAUGGAGAGACUUCGUGAGAUGUGUCUUGACGUUAUUUUAUUCAUUUGGUUAAUAUUUGCAUCUGAUUAUUGCCUCCGGUGUUUGGUUUGAUUUAUUAUAUUUUUUGUGUAGGUUGUGGCGAUUAUGAUUUUAAAUGGUGAAUACAGAGGUGUCCUCGUCAAAGGUUCCUUAUGCAGACUGUCCCAGUGCGUACUUUAUUUUGUUUUAUUAUUUUUAAUUUGUCUUGUUUCAUUCAUCUUUUAUUUACUACAUGUGU